Messenger RNA from Nilaparvata lugens (brown planthopper), 953 nucleotides. It is a transcript of the gene Srp14, whose product is annotated as signal recognition particle 14 kDa protein. Gene Ontology annotation, cellular component: signal recognition particle, endoplasmic reticulum targeting. The record is from RefSeq and is a predicted model, not a curated record. The transcript is spliced from 4 exons. NCBI's taxonomy places the organism in Eukaryota, Metazoa, Arthropoda, Insecta, Hemiptera, Delphacidae. Bases 261 to 587 code for a protein of 108 amino acids. Gene Ontology annotation, molecular function: 7S RNA binding; endoplasmic reticulum signal sequence receptor activity. Gene Ontology annotation, biological process: SRP-dependent cotranslational protein targeting to membrane.
CCAGUUUGUCGUCGACCCACUUUGUGGCUUUCCGCCCAAUCAUAUGUCCAAGCAUAAACAGCUGAUUUUAUGAAACGUCAUCAACUCGUUAUUGUCAUCAUCAUCAUCUGGUUAUCAAUAAAUUUCAAUACCAAAUACACAACAUGGAAUUGUUAUUCAGUAAAUUGCAAUAAUUAUCUUCAUUCUCUUGUAUUGGUGAAUAAUUUACAUUCCAUUUUCUUCACUAGUUCUUUAGCUUUCUAGUUUCUCAUAUUUCAGUCAUGGUUCUUUUGGAAAAUGAAGUGUUCCUGUCGCAGCUAACGAAAAUCUUCCAGAAAUCCCGAGGUGGAGGUUCAGUUACGAUAACUAUGAAAAGAUAUGAUGGCAGAAAUAGACCUGACCCAAGACAAGGACGGAAGCCUUUGCCAGAACCUUCUGAGUAUCUAUGUCUGAUCCGUGCAUCUUGUAAAAACAAGAAAAUCAGUACUAUUAUUCCACCUAAAGAUGUGAAUAAAUUUCAACAAGCCUAUUGCAAUCUUCUGAAGGGUAAUUUGGAUGGAUUGAAGAAACUGAAAAAAGUGAAAACAAAAUCUAAAGCUACACAAUAAAUUGUUUCAAUUAAAAGUAUUAUUUUUUAUUUAUUUAUAUCAUAUUAUUUUUCAUUUAAUGAUUAUUAAGAUGCUUGAUCUUUCCUCCAACAAUAUCUACAAAAUCAUUUAAUAAUAUGAAUAGCAAAUUCUUAUUUUUGCCUCCAUAAUUUAUUUACUUUCUACAUCAAAUCAUGGAAAAAGUUGGUGUUGACUGCGUUAUUAUUAGUUGACGCCUAUUUGGCGGGUUGGGUGAUAAAGUAAAAAUGUUUUUAUGUAGAUUGUGGAAUUGAUUCAUUGGUUAUAUUUAUAAUAUGAAUGUUGCAUGGCCUUCUGAUUACAUGUCUAUGUAAUUGAAUUACCAAUAAAGGUCUAUUCAGUUCCAUC